UAUCCUCUAUAAAUUCCCAAAUAACUCUUUUCCUGUCACAUACGACCACAGACUGAAGAAAAUAGGGCAUCCCGUCCGCUCUGCCAUACUCAAGCUUCAGAUCGGCAGAUUAGUAGUUGGGUGGGUGACCACCAGCGAAUACCUGCUGUUGUAUGUUUUUUCUUUUUCGC
Messenger RNA from Amorphotheca resinae ATCC 22711, 170 nucleotides. RefSeq lists its product as hypothetical. The annotation marks the transcript as partial. The record is from RefSeq and is a predicted model, not a curated record. The transcript has a single exon. Lineage: Eukaryota; Fungi; Ascomycota; Leotiomycetes; Helotiales; Amorphothecaceae.